CCCCGCCCACUGUUUGAGGAAGCAGCUCGCCACGCUACCUCUGUUUUGUUUGGAUUCAUCGAGAGCCGCAUUAAAAACGGUUACAGAGCGCCAGAAAGCCACGUAGUCCUCAAUGAAUCUGCCUCAGGUUUCCUUCUGUGACUAAACGCAGAGCGCUAAAGCAUUUUCUCACUUGGAUUCAACCUCACUCGGAGGCGAGUUCCCAUCGCCUCUCUGUUUUUCCAGUGAGGCCUUGUGACAGAGCGCAGCCAUGAGUGAUCUGGAGAGGACCCUGAGCCAGGACACCUUCGAGCAGGUUUGGAAUGACAACAUGGGUUUGAAUCACCUGCUAACAGAGCUGCCAAGAGCUGACAGUGAUGCCUGGCUCAUGGCUGCCUUGCCCAGUGACACCUUCAGUGAGAACUUUGAUCACCUGGAGCUCACAGAAGACCCUGAGAGUGCUGGCAUAGCUUCUCCGAUCCUAGACAGUCUGCCCCCUCCAGCUGCAGUGGUGCCUUCCACCAGUGACUAUCCUGGAGAAUAUGGCUUCCAGCUCCGCUUCAACCAGUCCAGCACAACCAAAUCUGUUACCUCAACGUAUUCCACAUCUUUGAAUAAACUGUACUGCCAGCUGGCAAAGACUUGCCCGGUUGAUGUCCUGGUGGAGAAAGUUCCUCCUCAGGGAGCAGUGCUAAGGGCCACACCCAUUUAUAAGAAACCUGAGCAUGUGUCAGAGGUGGUGCUGCGCUGCCCUCAUCACCAAAAUAUUGCUGAGAAUAAUGAAGGCAUGGCCCAUCGCAGCCAUCUUAUCCGUAUGGAGGGAAGUCAGAAGGCUCAGUAUCUAGAGGACUCAAACACCAAGAGGCAGAGUGUUACUGUUCCCUAUGAGUAUCCGCAGCUGGGUUCAGAGGGAACCACUGUCUUACUAAAUUAUAUGUGCAACAGUUCUUGCAUGGGAGGCAUGAACCGCAGGCCCAUUCUUACCAUAAUGACUCUUGAGACACAUGAUCGGCAGGUUUUAGGUCGACGUUCUUUCGAGGUCCGUGUGUGCGCCUGCCCUGGACGUGACCGCAAGACUGAAGAGCAAAAUCCCAACAAAAAAACGUUGAAGACAGCCACAGGAAUUAAGAGAAAGUCUCCAGGCACAGAAUCAGCCCUCCCCUCACAACAUGCUGAAUCAAGUAAAAAGAUCAAGAUUGACUCCAGUUCUGAGGAGGAAAUCUUUCAUUUGCAAAUCCGUGGAAGAGAGCGGUUCAAUAUGCUAAAAGCAAUUAAUGACGGUUUGGAGUUAAUGGAUGUGAUGCCUACUGAAGAUAUGGAGAAAUACAGAAGGAAGAGUACUUUGAAGAACUUGAAAAAGAGUGGAAAGGACCAUCAACAGCCAAGCCGUGGGAAAAAGCUGCUUCAGAAAGAUGAGAAGACAGACACUGACUAAAAAUGAGCCCCUUUCUCUUAUUGUUCUGUUUUGUGUGAACGUUUCUUCACUUUUUAUGUUCAGCGUGUUUCACUGCCUUAUUGAAACUUUAGAAAUGGCUGACAAAUUAAAGGAAUAAACAACUUUCCUAACAGAUUGUGCAAGUCUCUGGAACUGUACUGGAGCAAUUGAACAUCUUCCCCUAAAAUAAAUGUGAUUUUUGUUGUUGUUUUUGGAUUAUGGUAUUGAUUUGCUCUGAGCCUUCAUUCUAAAAGGACAGAUGGAUUUUAAUGCCACCAAAAUACCUUUACACCAUUCAGUGUUUUCCUUUAAUUUGUCACCCUGUGUCUAUAUGCUUAAAGCUUUCCUAGAUUGCAUGUCAGUGCAGCAUUUGAUGCCUCAUUUUAAUACAUUUUUUAUAUAAAUCUUGUGAUUCAUAAGAUGGAUUAAAAUAUUGUGCUAAUGCAAAAGCUUUUAUCGCUGAGGCUUUGCUAAGUGAUCAUGUGCUGUGUGGUACUUGAUGUCAGCUCUCUCAGGUCAGUUUUUGUAAUAGACAGAUGUAUUUUUCCAUGUCCUUCUAUUUUUUUGUAUUUUCUAGUCAUUCCAGAUAUAUUUUUACAUGACAAGCUGUUUUUUUUGUAUUCUGUUGUUUUUUUAUGAGAUUUUUUGCUGUAAGCACUCUGUCUUGUUCAGUGAUAACAAUGAGUUAAGCCAUGUUUAUGUCCACAUAUACAAAUCCUAACAGCAGUUCAUGUUCUUUUAUAUUUUGCUACAUAAAAAUUGCAUGUCAAGAAAGCAAAUAAAGAAAUAAAAAGGCGA
Molecule: messenger RNA, 2212 nt
Organism: Hemibagrus wyckioides
Lineage: Eukaryota; Metazoa; Chordata; Actinopteri; Siluriformes; Bagridae
Product: cellular tumor antigen p53-like
Exons: 11
Coding region: 251-1414 (387 amino acids)
Biological process (GO): apoptotic process; regulation of transcription by RNA polymerase II; protein tetramerization
Cellular component (GO): nucleus
Molecular function (GO): RNA polymerase II cis-regulatory region sequence-specific DNA binding; DNA-binding transcription factor activity, RNA polymerase II-specific
Source: RefSeq, a predicted model, not a curated record